AUGAGACCUAAAGAAUCAGAUGUUUACAAGAGAAUUCGCUUGCUGGGAUAAGGAUCGUUUGGGAAAGCCUACUUGUGUGAGUCCUUGAAAGAUCAUUCUCUUUGCGUAAUUAAGCAGAUGGAUAUGAGGUAUUUAAGUGAGGAGGAAAAAAAAGUAAAGAGAAUUUAAAACGAUUAGGAAACCUAUUAAGAGUUUAGAAUCAUGGCUCAACUAAAGCAUCCCAACAUCAUCAACUUUAGAGAGGUUUACAAAACUGUCAAAGGGAAAUUAUGUAUUGUAAUGGAUUAUGCUGAGGGAGGAGAUCUGGCACAAUUGAUUAAAAAUUAUGAAGGUUCUAUCCCAGAAUCCAGAAUUUUAGAUUGGUUUACUUAAAUGUGUUUAGCAAUCAAACAUUGUCAUGAUCGUAAAGUCAUUCACCGAGAUAUUAAAACAUAAAACAUGUUCCUUACAAAGGAUAUGAGGAUAAGGUUGGGAGAUUUUGGAAUUGCAAGAUUGCUAGAUAACACUCGUGACAAAGCACAUACAAUGGUCGGUACUCCAUAUUAUUUGGCUCCAGAAUUGCUAGAAAACAAACCUUAUAGUUUUAAAGGUGAUGUUUGGUCUUUGGGAGUCAUAUUAUACGAAGUAUUCAAGAGAAUUAUAUCUUAGAUGUGUGCUAAAACUCCUCCGUUCAAUGCAGACUCGUUAGCAUCACUAGCAUUAAAAAUAGUUCGUGGGCAGUAUUAAGCUAUCUCAAAUAACUAUUCGUCAUAAUUGAGAACCCUUGUGAAUUAACUUCUGACAGUGAAUCCUGAGAAAAGACCAGAUGUCCAUUAGAUAUUAAAAAUGCCAAUCAUCACAAAUAGAAUAAAGAACUUUCUAUCUGAAACCAUGAAGAGAAGCGAAUUUGAUCAUACCAUUUUACAUAAUCAAUAGAUUCAAUUAACGGAUACCACUAUACCAUUAAUAGAUGAUUAAGAUCUUAAAGUAGAUCAAACGGAAUAGACUCCAAAAAGUAGAAACUAAACAUAAUAACAAUAACAAUAACAAUAACAAUAAUAAUAAUAAUAAUAAUUACCUGGCAUCAAAAGUCCUCCUAUCUGUUAAUAAAAAUAAAGAAAAAACACUGACCUUAGGAAAUUACCAGAAAUUAAACUAUCAAAGCCUGAAAGACCUCCAAUUUCAAGACAACAAACGAGUCGAUAAUAAUUAUAUUAGCUACCUAGUUAGCGAAUUCAACCAUCAACACCAGAUUUGGGAAUUGCACAUAAAUAAAAAAACUCUAGAUUUGUAACUAAAGAAAGUCCUGAUUCUUUUUAAGGUUCUGAUCAGAUAUUGGAAGAAGGGACCAAAAAUAGCGAAUAAGGAAGUCCUAAGUUUUUUUAAAAUGUCUUAGAUAAGCCUCACAUUAAAAAUAUUAAGGGAUUAUCUAAAUUGGAUUAAAUCUAAAAAAUAAAAUUAGGAUAAAAAUCUGAAGAAGAAGUUAUCAAACCGAUAUAUAGAGUUCACGCCAAGCCUAAAUUAUUGGAAUAAUUUAUUAAGAAACAGAGAGAGAGGAAGAUAUCUGAAGAAAUAAUUACAACUUAAUAGCAUUAAUUAGUAUUUUAAUAAUAACAAUAAUUGGAAAAAAUAUCAGAAACUCCAGAAUAGAAAUUAUUAGACAAAACUACCAUUAGUGACUUUUAAACUUCAGAAGAAUAAUAAUAAAUUUAAAAUAACAAACAAACUGUUGAUACUGCUGCAUUUGACUUCUAAAAUUAGCUUUAAGUAUUUGAUGUUACUUAGAAAAAACCUACCAAACAACCAAGUAAGACAUCUACUUCAAAAACAGAUGAAGAAAAAAAUAAAAAAAAAAUCUAUAAAAUCAUAUAUAAGGAUCCGUUCUAAAAAAAACCAUAAGUAAUUAAAAAAAGAAACAGUGAAGAGGAUAUGAAAGAGAUGAUAAAUGAAUUGAAGAAUGUGCUUUCAGAACAACCUAAAAAAAUAGAGGAGCCUCCAACAUAAGGAGAUAACGAUUCUGAAGGAUCUAGAAUAUACUCAGAAGAUUCAAGCGAAGAUUUUAGAGAAAAUACCGAUACCUUACAUCCCAAAAAGCAAGUAAAUACUUGGAUGUAAGGCAACUCAGAAUAAAUCUAAAUUGUGAAUACUUCAAAAUCCUAACCAGAACCUCAACGAGGAAACCAGAGUGGUUCUAGAAUUUUGAGAGAUAAACUAGAAAUAAAAUUAGGAUAACAUUUUGAAUAAUUAUAUAAACUAGCAAAACUGUGUUCUCAUUAAGAAGAUUUGGGAAAGUAGCAUAUAAAAAUGGCUAUUUUGGAUAAUCUUGAUUUGGAUGAAAAUAAGGCUGAAACAUGUGCUACAUUGCUAGUAACAUUAGCAACUAUUGGUUACUGA
Molecule: messenger RNA, 2373 nt
Organism: Paramecium tetraurelia
Lineage: Eukaryota; Ciliophora; Oligohymenophorea; Peniculida; Parameciidae
Exons: 4
Biological process (GO): protein phosphorylation
Molecular function (GO): ATP binding; protein kinase activity
Source: RefSeq, a predicted model, not a curated record